UCAUUGUUUGUAUUUGUUGUUGUGAUCCUUUUCAUUGGUGCAGCAUUAUUACUAACAAUUAUAAUCACAUGGAUUUGUCAAUGUUGCACAAGGCAAGAUAAAAAUGUGAAAUCAAGACGACGUGUACGUCAACUCUCACUCGUAUUAUUCAUUAUUAGCAUUAUAUGCUUCUUUUGCCUUGGAAUAUGUUUAUUUGGAAAUGAACAUUUGAAUCGCAGCAUAAUGAAUUCAAUUAUUAGCGCUGAAGAUAUCUCACGAAAUUUAUUAUUUGCUGAUUCACAGUCAAUUUUGUUGAACGACUAUUGUUUGAAAACCAUUAAGCAAGUCGAUACAUUAUCGGCAGCUGUGGAAAGUGCAGCAGAAAAAACGACAGACUUAAAUAAAACGGCUUUACAUGAAUUUAUGAUUAUGCUAGAUUCUAUGUCGCAAAAAGUUGAUUUAUUGGGUAUCGAUUUGGCAUUUCUCAGGAAAGUAUUAUCGGGAAAUUUGUUUCUUGAGCGUAGUUCACUCUAUACCCAACGAAUUGAGUUAGAAAGAUGGGUUUUGUGUGCAACUUUACUUUCGAUUAUGCUUGUCGUACUAUUUGCCGGUGUCAUUGCAUUUUGUCGUCAAUCGAGAAAAGGCGCAGUGGUAUUUUCAGGCCUUGGCUUUGCGAUUUUUAUUGUUGGAUGGCUAUUGCUAGCUGCCAUAUUUCCAGCUUCUACGGCAUUAGUAGACUUUUGCGCAGAUGGUACUCAAUUCAUCCGGGAAUAUAUGUCAAAUGAAACUAUGGCGUUGUUUGAUUUUUACCGAAAAUGUAAUCCGGCAAUCAGUCAUGACAAUUUGCCAAAUGUGAUCCAUGUUGACAAAAUUAGUAAACAGCUUUCGGAUAUACGAGAAAUGAGCGAAAAUUUUGAUUCCAGAAUUGAAGCUCUAUUCAACAGUAGCAUUCAACAGCAGCAGUUCUUUGACCAGGUCAAGAUAAUUAAUGAUGAUAUGACACUUGCAUUAAAAAACAUUGGCGCCCUUGAAACAACCGUUGGAUGUUAUACUUAUCACAACGAUAUGUUAAUUAUGGAGCGCAGUUUUUGUAUUGAUGGAAUUAUUGGAUCGUCCAUUUUGUUGUAUUGUUUGGUUUUACUUGAAGCAUUUUUAUUCACACUUCUACUCAUCGUAUCCAAAAGUUGGCAUUUAUUCGCUCCAUUGCCAUCAGAUUACGUAGAAGUGGAUGAGGAAGAUCCAUUUUUUCCACGAGGAAAUGAUAGCACCAUUCCAGUAGACAUUUACGGGAGUCACGUGUUAAAUCCACGCACACGUUUCGCUAACUCGUUAGACCGUACAGAACAAUCGACUGGAACAACAAGUGCAACAUGCGGUCUUGCAAAUGGUUCCAUUAAUAAUCAUGCAUCUGCUUCGACAGCACUACUAAAUUCGAACGCUGAAUCAUCAACACCUCCGUGGCAUCGUGGAUUAGCAUCACAACCUACGACAUCAUCAUCCGCUAAUGCACCGCCUGCGGUAGGAUCGAGCAGUAUGAUGCAUGCGGCAUAUCGAGCAAACGUCGAUGAAGCAACAUUCCAACGUCGUAACUAUCAAGAACAUUUCGAUGUUUAG
This is a messenger RNA of Cercopithifilaria johnstoni, 1593 nucleotides long. Lineage: Eukaryota; Metazoa; Nematoda; Chromadorea; Rhabditida; Onchocercidae. The record is from the annotation of a GenBank genome assembly.